Colletotrichum godetiae is the source of this 481-nucleotide messenger RNA. RefSeq lists its product as uncharacterized. The record is from RefSeq and is a predicted model, not a curated record. NCBI's taxonomy places the organism in Eukaryota, Fungi, Ascomycota, Sordariomycetes, Glomerellales, Glomerellaceae. The transcript is spliced from 4 exons. The coding region runs from base 170 to 430 and encodes 86 amino acids.
CCGCCUUCGCCUUCUUCUUCCCAUCUCCACUAUGUGUCAAAAACGAGAAACAAAAGCCCCCGAUGAAUUCUUCGUCCUUUGAAUGAGCCCAUCUCCAACUCAAAAAAGCAUUCUGGAAAUUUGAGUAACAGAACCCACUACCGCCCGCUCACCUCCCUAGAUCGACGACAUGCCAAGCAGCAAGGGAUACUCAUACAAGAGCUCUGGAUCCAACAGCCAGGGUAACUACUCCUGCGCUCGCGAUUACGGAAGCAGCAGCAGCACUUCGAACCCGAACUCAUACCAGUAUCCCAACACAAGCGGCUCAAUUCACUACUCGACUCCAAAGAGCGAGAGGUAUCAAAACGACGGCAACGGCGGUUCACCGUACACCUCGGCUAGCGGAUACCGAACAUGCUCCGGGUACGGCAAAAAUGUUGGAAUGAAAUAACCACUAGAUCUUGUAAUGAGUGACGACGGAGCGAUUUAUGUGAUUAUACUC